Coffea eugenioides is the source of this 956-nucleotide messenger RNA. Its product is annotated as thaumatin-like protein. The record is from RefSeq and is a predicted model, not a curated record. The transcript has a single exon. Gene Ontology annotation, biological process: defense response. Gene Ontology annotation, cellular component: extracellular region. Bases 41 to 718 code for a protein of 225 amino acids. Lineage: Eukaryota; Viridiplantae; Streptophyta; Magnoliopsida; Gentianales; Rubiaceae.
GCCUCAUUCAUACAAGCACAACAUUCUCCAUUCCUUAACCAUGAAAACCUUCAAUUCUUUCGCCUUUUCCACUCUUCUCAUUGCUGCCCUCCUCUCAGCCUCCGCCCAUGCAGCCACUUUCGACAUCCAAAACAAUUGUCCCUACACAGUCUGGGCUGCAGCGGUCCCCGGCGGUGGCCAGAGGCUAGAUAAUAGCCAAACAUGGACCCUCAACGUGGCAGCCGGCACAACCGGAGGUCGCGUUUGGGGUAGGACAAACUGCAACUUUGAUGGCAGUGGCCACGGCAGCUGUCAGACCGGUGACUGCGGUGGACUUCUUCAGUGCACUGCCUACGGUGCACCACCAAAUACUCUAGCAGAAUUUGCAUUGAACCAGUUCAGUAACCUGGACUUCUUCGACAUUUCCCUUGUUGAUGGCUUCAAUGUGCCGAUGGAUUUCAGCCCUACAUCCAAUGGCUGCACCCGGGGCAUCAGCUGCACAGCCGACAUAAAUGGGCAGUGCCCAAGUGUGCUUCAAGCUCCAGGAGGUUGCAACAAUCCAUGCACUGUUUUCAAGACUGAUCAGUAUUGCUGCAACUCAGGCAGCUGCAGUGCGACUGACUAUUCCAAGUUCUUCAAGGAUAGGUGCCCAGAUGCAUACAGCUACCCGAAAGAUGACCAGACUAGCACUUUCACUUGCCCUGCAGGAACCAACUAUAGGGUUGUCUUUUGCCCUUAGGCCAAUACCAAGGAUCCUAAAAAUUCUCGUUACUUCCUACAUGGUCAAAUAUAGUACCCGACGCUAAAUAAUAUGUUGCAACAGCACAUGUAGUGAUGUGCAACUGCAUCUUUCUUUUAAGUCCAAAUAUACAGUUGGAUUGAGAUUGGGUGUAAGUAGCUAAUAAUGCACGUUGAUGAAUAAAACUUAAGCAUCCCUUAUAGUAACACAGCUGAAUGCAUGAUCUCUUUCUACGUAA